GAAAAAACUACUCUCAGCGAGUGGUCUGUUUUUUGGGAAAUCCGAUCAGCCAGUUAACUGAAAAGAAAACAACUAUUGAAUGAUUGCCGGUGAAUGCAAACAUGCUGAAGUUAAUAGUUCUAGCUGUGGCAUGUCUGGCCGUUUCUGGCUCGUCAAACAAGAAAAGAGGAAUAAGGGAAGGUGCAUCGAGAGUUAAACGAAGUGAUAUUGCAUGUGGGGAAAACGAAUUUUUUUUCCGUGACAAGUGUUACCUUUUUUCCACGGAAAAGGUAUUGGGCGAUGUCACUAAAGGUUUGUGUGAAAAUUAUGGUGGCGAAUUGGUCUCGUUCUCCUCGGAUGAAGAAUUCGAUUUCUUGAAAGAUACCAUAAAAAUGGAUCCCAAUCUUGACGGAUUAAGUUACUGGACAGGAGCUAUAAACCAACGCCACAAGUGGCGGUGGGUCACUGGGGAAAAAAUUAAAAACAAGUACUGGGUUCAUGGGAAACCUACUAGUAAAAGAAAUCGCAAUUGCGGAAGCAUGUCCCCCGAUGAUGACUAUUAUCUUGUUAACUUGAAAUGUCGAGGUCAUUAUCAAGGAUUCAUCUGUGAGAGAGGAAACACGCCACAAAAUAGAUACGCAAUGGAAUCAGGCGGAUGCAAGUGUAUGGUAAGCGGUGACCCUCACUACAUGACCUGCGAUGGGAAAAAACAUGACUUUCAAGGAAACUGCACGUACAUAACUUUUCUUGACAACUUACACCCUGAUCAACCAUAUUUCAAAGUAAUGGCUAAAAACUCGUAUGACCCGAAAAAGAAGAAGAUGGUGACAUUACAGGAGCAUAUUACCGUGGAAAUAUUUCACCCAAGCUUCACUCAGAGCUAUACUUUCAGUUUCUCCAGGGACAACGUCGUGCACCUCAAUGGAGUCAAUGUUUCACCACCGUCAAAUCCCGAAGAAGGUAUACUGCUGACUUCAGUUGGGAAAAAGAUAAUGCUUCAAACAGUGUUUGGAUUUUGGAUGACUUGGGACUUCGUGAGCCGCACGGAAAUGAGAGCACCACCAGAGUACCGGAACAACAUCGGAGGCAUGUGUGGAAACUGUGAUGGCAAUCCCGACAAUGACUACUUCGCCCCGGACGGUAGCCUCACCUCAACUUCAAAUAUGUAUGGGAACAGUUGGAAAUCGGGUACAAGCUGUCCGGAUACCGAUCAGGAAGUUGAUGAAUGUAUACCAGAACGCGUGGCUCUUUACGGUGAGAACGAUAAGUGUGGCAAGAUAGGAGACACCUCGGGUCACUUCGCCAACUGCAUCAACGGCCUUGGUCAGGAAGUUGUUGACGAAUUCCUGCAAAACUGUAUCUAUGACAUGUGUUACAUUGGCGGAGACGAUACGCUAUGUCAAAGCAUUGGUUCCUUCUAUGACGAAUGUCUAUAUAAUGAAAUCGAGAUUGAGACCUUCCGAUCUGCCACAUUUUGUCCGCUCGAAUGCCCAAACAACAGUGUAUACAACCCCAGUGCACCUCCCUGUGAGAAUACCUGUGCUGAGCCGACAGCUGCUGAGUCCUGUCCCGACAAGAAUAUGGAGAUGUGUUUAUGCAUAGAGGGAUAUGUUCGCAGCGGAUAUGAGUGUGUUCCUUCUACUGAGUGUGGUUGCUUUGGAGCCGAUAACAUAUAUCGCGUGAGAGAUGAGACAUGGACCGACUCCAGCUCAAUCGACAAAUGCGCAGCCUCAGGUGAGACUGUUAUUUAUGAAAACUGUUCUGUUUUUAAUUGA
Molecule: messenger RNA, 1754 nt
Organism: Saccoglossus kowalevskii
Lineage: Eukaryota; Metazoa; Hemichordata; Enteropneusta; Harrimaniidae
Product: mucin-6-like
Cellular component (GO): extracellular matrix
Source: RefSeq, a predicted model, not a curated record